Molecule: messenger RNA, 3780 nt
Organism: Bipolaris oryzae ATCC 44560
Lineage: Eukaryota; Fungi; Ascomycota; Dothideomycetes; Pleosporales; Pleosporaceae
Exons: 3
Coding region: 1-3780 (1259 amino acids)
Biological process (GO): mitotic spindle assembly checkpoint signaling; meiotic sister chromatid cohesion, centromeric; protein phosphorylation
Molecular function (GO): ATP binding; protein kinase activity
Source: RefSeq, a predicted model, not a curated record
AUGGGUUCCGACGACCUCAUCGAUUUCGAGGUGAUUGAAAACCAGAAGGAAAACAUACAGUCGCUCCCCAGCGGCCGCUCUGCCAAAGCCCUCGCCCAACUAUACACACCGCCACUGACAUCGGCCGCCGGCCAAGCCCCCUCGCCGUCGCAGAUGCAAGAUGCCAACAGCGCGACUCGCCUGCAGUACGAGAAGGAGCUCAUGGCCAUUGACGACUCAGACGACCCCCUCGAUGUUUACGAUCGCUAUGUCAAGUGGACCCUGGACGCAUACCCUUCCGCCCAGAGCACACCCCAAUCGCAGCUCUGCCCACUGCUCGAGCGUGCGACAAAGACUUUUCAGUCGUCGGCGCAAUACAAAAACGACGCCCGCUAUCUCAAGCUCUGGCUGCACUACAUCCACCUCUUCUCAGAUGCGCCCCGCGAAACCUUUGCAUACCUUGCCCGACACCACAUUGGUGAGGAGCUUGCUCUGUACUAUGAAGAGUUUGCCGCCUGGCUAGAGUCUGCAGGCCGCUAUGCACAAGCAGAGGAAGUGUACAACAUGGGCAUUGAGCGCGGGGCCCGCCCAACAGAGCGCUUGAUUCGCAAGUAUGGUGAGUUCCAGCACCGCUGCGAGAGCCGGCCGCAACAAGCAGAGGAGCCUACGAGCCCGGCGUUGCCCGCUGUCCGUCCAGCGCUCGCGGCCAAGGUAGACCCAUUUGCUCUCGGCUCACCAAGCGCUCCUGCCCCACAAGCACAGGCUCAGCCAAAGGCCGCUGCAGGUACAUCGCGCUCAGGAAAAGCCAAGCUUGCCAUUUUCGCAGAUGGUGAUGACGCGGCAAAGCCCACCUCGAGUGGCAGCACCGAAGGUUGGGGCAACAUUGGAUCGCUGGCGGAUCGCAAAAAGGAGAACGCACAAGAGGCGCGGCCUUGGGCUGGUGAGACUCUGAAGGUCGGAAAGAAGAAUACGGGCGUUCCCAAAAUGGCAAUCUUCAAGGAUGAGAGCAAAUCAAAUCUCAAUGACGAAAACGUCAACUCUCAUCCAUUACGUGAAUACCAACAAGCUGUUAAUCCAAGGACAGGACGGCUCGAGGUCGUCUUUGUCGAUUUGGAGAAAGUGUAUCCUAAUCAUGAAGACCCAAUGUCUGAAGAGUAUUCUUUUGAAGAGUUGCGAGCUAAACACAGGGGUUGGUUGGAUCGUGAUUGGGCUGCCAUUCGAAAACAAGAAGAGCAGGCGAGAAAAGAUGCCGAGGCAGCACUUGCUGCUGCUCAAACGAAACCCAAAGCCAUACCUUUAGCACCCAAGCAAGAACCCAAGCAAGAACCUGAACCAAUUGCUAAGCCUCAAACAGUACCGUUGAAGGGAAGUGUUGAUGACGACAUGGGCAACGACGAGAAUGCGCCACCAUCGCAGGCUGAUGUAGACAAAGCGAAGGCAGCGAAAAAGGCCAGACGCGAAGAACGUGCCAACAGGACUAGAAAGAUUAAAGUCAUGGAAACCAAGGAGAUCCGCGGAGAAACGCAGACAGUCCAAGCCAAUCUAGAUUCUCCAGUAAAGUCCAAGGUGCGACGGAAAAAGGCUGGUUCCGAGAUGACUAUGACACUCCACACUAAGGAAGCCAUGGAUGAGAUCUACGAUAUAUUCAACGAGCCACUGAAGAAUGCUAAUGAUAAUAUUUCUGAAGCCCAAAGUGGUGAGGAAAGUAGCGAUGAUGACGAAGAUGAUUAUUCCAGUGGCGCCGAGAGCACAGGAACUGGCCGUAUAUCCGGCGCUACAAGCGAAUAUGGAGACGAAACGACAGUCGGAGGAGACUUUACACUCGGCACUAGAGUCCUACACCAUGACGACGACGACGAGGGUGAUGAGGACGGUGAUGACAAUGACGAGAGCGGUUCAGACGAUACAGAUGCAAAGAGUAUAUCGGAGUCGUCUGACUUUACCGAGAUCAAGCCUGGACAAAAAGCUGACGAGCAAGAUGAGUCUGGGAACGAGUCUGAGCAUUCUGAUCAAUCUCAAGAUGAUUCCUUUGAUGAAACAUCGAACGUAGACGGCGAAUCGGAGCACCAACAGGACGAGCGGGUCGUCACUCCUACAUCGCCUUCAGGACCAAGAUCUCUUCCAACGCGCUUCGUCCCUGUUCCACCUGAAGACUACAACCCUGCUAUGCGACCGUAUAGAGAUCCAGUCGUCGUUGCCAACAACCGGUUACCCUUCAUGACGCCCAUUGUAGAAAAAACCGAGUCAUCUCUGGGCAUUGCCACGGCUGUAGCACAGAAAGAGUAUUAUGCGGCCAAAACACCUUCACGGUCAAAGGGUACGCCUGCCAUUAUGGAGGAUGACGAUGAAGAGGAGACCUGCAGUAGCCCCUUCUCUGAUAUCCUGGGACAAGUCAUUGACGGGCCAGGCAAAGUUGCAAAGCUAGCUCUGACCGAAUCGAAACCAGUGCCCAAAGAGCCUCUAGACGAGCCGCAGCGCAAGCCAUUGGCCGCAAAAGAACCUCCAGUUACAGUGGUCAAGCCUAGCGGGCCGAUCAUCAAGGACACACAGUGCAAUCCAGUCGACGAUAGUAUCCGCAACGCUAUCCUACAAGAAAUUCAACCCCCAUUGGAAAGCUACGAGGGUUACUACGCUGACACUGAGCAAAGCUACGGCAAAGGCGCGGAUAUUCGCAAGUACACAAAAGCGGUAUCAAAACUGAGCAAAAAUGCGCAGGACAAGACAGCAGGCACUGUUGGGGCAUGUCCAACCUUGGAGUUUCCUGGGACAGAGCGGACUUAUGUUGUCAAGCGUGAGCUUGGCAAGGGUGCAUUUGCUCCAGUGUACCUGGUGGAGAGCAAAGAACCAGAGGAAAACGACGAGAAUAAGCCUUCGCAAAUGGGCAAGGGUGAGUUUGGGCUGAAUCGUCAACCCCUUGAGGCAAUCAAGAUGGAAGAUCCGCCAACACCGUGGGAAUUCUACAUUAUGCGGCAGGCCAAACGACGACUGGGUGUGUCACGAGCAGCCGAGUCAGUUGUCAGCGCAUACGAGAUGCAUGUGUUCAAGGACGAAUGCUAUCUGGUUGAAGAGUAUCGCAAUCAAGGAACACUGCUCGACUUGGUCAACCAUGCUUGCACAGACAAUGGAACAAUGGACGAGCAGCUGGCCAUGUUCUUCACUAUUGAGUUGUUCCGUACAGUGGAAGCCUUGCACUCCAAGGGCAUAAUACAUGGCGAUCUCAAGUCAGAUAAUGUUCUGGUACGGUUCGACGCACUACAAAAGGAUGAGCAUUGGGAUUCCGAGUACAAGCGUGACGGACGUGACGGGUGGUCUGCCAAGGGUAUUUCGCUGAUUGACUUUGGUCGGGGGAUUGAUAUGAAAGCCUUCAAGCCCGAAGUGCAAUUUAUCGCGGAUUGGCCAACGACCGAGGCUGACUGCGCCGAGAUGCGCGAGCUGCGACCUUGGACUCACCAAAUCGACUACCAUGGCCUGGCUGGUAUUGUGCACAAUCUCCUGUUUGGAAAGUACAUCUCGGCCGUUGCUGAACGGGGUGCUACUCUGGGCUCAGGUGCAACCAAGACGUACAAGAUCAAGGAGAACUUGAAGCGGUACUGGCAGACUGAGAUUUGGCACGAGUGCUUUGACUUGCUGCUGAACCCGCUGAUGCAUCUUGAGGGCGAGGAGGGAAGGCGACUGCCGGUGCUCAAGGGGAUGAAGGAGUUGAGGGAGAAGAUGGAGGAGUAUCUUGAGAACAACUGCGAGAAGGGUGUUGGUCUCAAGGUGCUCGUUAGGCGGAUGGAGGAAGUCGUGAAGCGGAGAUGA